AUGAUAGAUGUCCUUAAUUCAGUGUUUAUUUUCUUUGACAGUUCCCCUAAACGACAAGGGUUUCUUGAGACUAUUAUAGAAAAUGAUGGGUCUGUAGAUUCUUCCAGAAAGAAACUAGUUCGACUCUGUAGGUGGGUUGAGCGUCAUAUCUGCUUUGAUGUGUUCUACACUAUGUACAAGUUCGUCAUCAAAUGUCUGCAGCACAUUCUCAAUCAAAACCUUGAUGAAAGUACCAGUGAAGACUGGUCUUGGGAUAGACAAAUUAAAGUGACCGCACAAGGGCUUUUGGCUUCAAUGACGUCCUUUUCUAUGUUGAUAACAUUUGUGUUUGUAAGGUAUGUCCUAGAUACAAUAAAGCCUUUGACUCUUAAACUUCAGAAAAGAGAUAUUGACAUUUUCACUGCAAAUAAGUUAAUUGAGGAACACGUGGAUAGGAUCAAAGAAAUUCGUAGAGCGGUAGGUACCGAAUUGGAGUCUUGCUUUAAAGAUGCAAAACAAAUUGCAGACGACCUUGAUAUAGUGAUCAAAACCCCAAGGGUUUGCUCCAAGCAGCAACACAGAGAAAAUGUCUCCACAAGUAAUCCAAAAGAUUAUUUUAGAUCUGUCGUGGCCAUUCCAUUUCUGGACUUUUUCCUCAGUGAAUUAAAUACGAGGUUUCAGAAAGAAGAUCUGGCGGCAUAUUUGAUAUGGUUUUUGUUGCCUGUCAAUGUGACAAAUAUUUCACACGAGGAAUUGUCCAAACUUGCCUCAGAACUAAUAUUUUGGGGGAGCGACCUGUCUUGUCUUUCUGUAAAGGACUUGGAGAAAGAACUCAGAGAUUGGAGACGUUAUUGUGUUAACAUGAGCAAAGAAACUUCAGACAAGCUCUGCAAUCUGCUCAAUCUUUUCAACUUUGUAGAUGGGGACGUUUUCCCGAACGUGAAAAUUCUUCUUCACAUUGGAUGUGUUUUACCUAUCACAACAUGUGAGGCCGAAAGAUCCUUUUCUGGAUUAAGACGCAUCAAGAGUUACAUGCGCAGUACUAUGCAAGAGGACAGAUUGACUGGGCUUGCACUAAUGCAUCUUCACCAUUCAUUAGAAAUUGACCAAAAGGAAAUUGUACAAUCAUUUAUCAGGCAAGGAAAACGAAGACUAUUUCAGUCAAGUCUCUUUAGCUAA
Messenger RNA from Ostrea edulis (European flat oyster), 1158 nucleotides. RefSeq names its product 52 kDa repressor of the inhibitor of the protein kinase-like. Gene Ontology annotation, molecular function: protein dimerization activity. The transcript has a single exon. Bases 1 to 1158 code for a protein of 385 amino acids. The record is from RefSeq and is a predicted model, not a curated record. Lineage: Eukaryota; Metazoa; Mollusca; Bivalvia; Ostreida; Ostreidae.